Closterium sp. Yama58-4 is the source of this 1254-nucleotide messenger RNA. The record is from the annotation of a GenBank genome assembly. Lineage: Eukaryota; Viridiplantae; Streptophyta; Zygnematophyceae; Desmidiales; Closteriaceae.
AUGUCUUCGGGUGUGGGCUUGAUUGGGCUCGAUUCUUUGGGGCUGGUUGGGAAUGGGGAGAAGGGUGGAGGGGAGGGUGGGGAGAAGGGUGGAGGGGAGGGUGGGGAGAAGGGUGGAGGGGAGGGUGGGGAGAAGGGUGGAGGGGAGGGUGGGGAGAAGGGUGGAGGGGAGGGUGGGGAGAAGGGUGGAGGGGAGGGUGGGGAGAAGGGUGGAGGGGAGGGUGGGGAGAAGGGUGGAGGGGAGGGUGGGGAGAAGGGUGGAGGGGAGGGUGGGGAGAAGGGUGGAGGGGAGGGUGGGGAGAAGGGUGGAGGGGAGGGUGGGGAGAAGGGUGGAGGGGAGGGUGGGGAGAAGGGUGGAGGGGAGGGUGGGGAGAAGGGUGGAGGGGAGGGUGGGGAGAAGGGUGGAGGGGAGGGUGGGGAGAAGGGUGGAGGGGAGGGUGGGGAGAAGGGUGGAGGGGAGGGUGGGGAGAAGGGUGGAGGGGAGGGUGGGGAGAAGGGUGGAGGGGAGGGUGGGGAGAAGGGUGGAGGGGAGGGUGGGGAGAAGGGUGGAGGGGAGGGUGGGGAGAAGGGUGGAGGGGAGGGUGGGGAGAAGGGUGGAGGGGAGGGUGGGGAGAAGGGUGGAGGGGAGGGUGGGGAGAAGGGUGGAGGGGAGGGUGGGGAGAAGGGUGGAGGAGAGUGUGAAGGGAGGGGAGGAGGUGAGGGUGCAGAGAAAUUCGCGUCUGCUGCUGCUGCUGCUGGUGGUGGUGCUGGUGGUGCUGGUGCUGCCGAUGCUGCUGCUGCUGCUGCUGCUGCUGCUGCUGCUGCUGCUGCUGCUGCUGCUGCUGCUGCUGCUGCUGCUUCUGCUGCUGCUUCUUCUUCUGCUGCAGCCACCUCAGCUGCUGAUGGAAGCACAGGGGCAUAUUUCGAGUCCCCGCCAUCGUCAGACUAUGAAUCUUCCUCCUCCGAUGCCUCCCUGUUCCUGCGCUCUCGCUCCCACACCCGUUCCCACACUCUCUCCCACGCUCUCUCCCACACUCGCUCCCACACUCGCCCCCCCUCACUAGCCAGACUCUCCCUCACCUUCCCUCCCAUACCCGUGCUCACACCCACUCCCUAUCCCACACUCACUCUCACUCUCACACCCACUCUCACUCCCACACUCACUCUCACUCCUACACCCACGAUCACGAUAAAAGACACUCUCACUCCCACACUCCCUCCCACACACGCAAUCAAGCUCAUUCUAUUCCCGCACGCCUAUCACCACCCACUCUAG